Drosophila persimilis is the source of this 552-nucleotide messenger RNA. RefSeq lists its product as uncharacterized. Bases 1 to 552 code for a protein of 183 amino acids. The record is from RefSeq and is a predicted model, not a curated record. Lineage: Eukaryota; Metazoa; Arthropoda; Insecta; Diptera; Drosophilidae. The transcript has 3 exons.
AUGAAAGAUCAGCUGGUUUUUUUCAGUCUCAUGCUAUCCAUACUGCUGCUGAAGGAGCUGGAGCCCAUCGAGGGUAGGGUCUUCAAAGUCAGCAAAAUGGACUGCCGCACGCUGGACCCUUCGUUUGCCCACGUUAAAAACUGCAAUGUUGUGCACAGUGAGCACGGUAGGGCCGCACUCUACAUCCAUAUAACGAUGCUCUAUAAGGGGCCCAUCGAUGAUAUCAUCUUAAAUUUGGGAAUUUAUAAAAUAUUGAAAAAUCGACGCUUCCAAUUUGUGAACGAGACCAUGGACUUUUGCUCCUUUUUGCGGCAGCCUUUGCAGUCCGGAUUCUUCGGAUUCCUAAUCAAUCCGUUGCUCAAGAUAACCAAUGUCAAUAGAACGUGCCCCCUACAGCAAGACUACAUUUUUAAUGGUUUCCCCAUCGAUGAGGACACACUCAAAGAAGUUCCCUUACCAAAUGGGGUCUACAUGUUGCAGGUGCGGACAUCCAUGCUCAAGAAGUGGAGAACUGACAUAAAAGUCUAUUCGACACGGGUUGAAAAAUACUAG